GGCCGUCCCCAAGGUGUUUGGUUACAGAAUAAUUGGGGAAAGGGAAAUCCAGAUCUAUUUCAUGGAAUAGGCGUGUUUUGUGUUUGGUUGAAUGAUAAGUGCAGGGAAUCAGUGGAAUAUUAGUCCGUGUGGGGGAUGUCCAGCGCCACGGUAUAAGCUCCAGUCUUUUGAUGUUUGGCAAGAAUUUGGAGAUAUUUCUCUACUGAUUGUCUUAUUCCACGACCUAAUACCCAUCUUAGUACCCGAUUUGAUUACGAAAGGAGGCCUCUCUCCGUUGACAGAGGAUUAACGCGCAGGGUCGGACCGGAUUAUUUCCACCAUUGGACUUGAUCAUAUUUCUCUCUCUCAUCGGAGAUGCGAUCGUGAUCGAACGAGCAGGAGAAGAGGGAUUCGGAUUUGGAUUUGGCGAGAGCGGUGGAAUAGAUAGAGAGAGGAGGAAUAAGGAGGAGGCAUGGAGAUUCAGUGGGCUCUGGUGGUGCACGGGUUGGUGACUCUCCUGGUGGUAGUCUCCUUGCUCUGCGGGCACUGGCCCAUCUUCCAGGACACCUUCAUCGAACGCAUCCAGUACUUCAUCACCUCCGGCGCCUACGACUACUUCCUAAGAUUUGUGGCAGUCAUAUUUGGUUCUAGAGGCAGAAAUUGCUUCCUUGUGGUUGAGCAUUAUUUUUGCGGGCGGCCAAAUCCAAUCUUACAGGCCAAACAUUUCUUUCCACAAGGAAUGAAUCAGCGAGUGAAAAAGACCGAGAGAGAGAGAGGAGGGGAAGAGGUCUUACAGCUGGAGAGCCUCGAGGAACUUGUCGUGCUCCUGUUCGGUCCAGUUCUCCCGAGACUUGGUGAUGGUGUACGGUUUCCGGAUCUUCUUGUUGGGGUCCUCUGGCACGGUGGCGGCGGCAGAGCCGGCGGUGGUCAAGGAGCCCGCGGCCCCCGGGAGCGCCACGCCCACAGGACCGCCGUGCUGCUGGUGGUGUUGACGCGGGCCCAAGAAGAAGCCUCCACCUCCGCAUCCGCCGCCGCCGCCGCCGCAACUGCCACUUGCUCCUCCAUCGCCGCCGUCGUCCGUCGGAAAUCAGAGUUUUCACAACUUUCUUUAGAGAUAUCACGACAUGAGCCAGAUUCUUUUCAUAAUAUGGGUUACAAUUUUGCAAUGAUGCUUUUUUGUGGAGUCAUGAUGACACUGGACAGGCAUUUCCUAAUUUGUUUAUAUGGAGCAGUUGUCCUUGGAUUUAUUCUAGCUGGUGAAUUGAAAGAGCGCAGAGUUAUAUACAUUUUAACAGUUUAUUAUGGUGUUGAAAAUUCUUUCUCCAGUUUAUUUCCAUAUAUAGUCCAGUGGUUGGUGGCCUCUUAUAACACACAAAUACUUCUGAUAAUGUUUUUAGCCAUAGUCUCGUUGCUACUGGCUGGCUUUUUUGGAUAUCAUGCUCAUCUCUGCCUAACGAACACAACGACAAAUGAGACUUUUAAGUGGCAAGACUACAUAAGCUGGAAGAGGAAGCUGAAUGAAGCCAAGUCCAGUGCUGCAGCACUGAAGGCCAGUAUACAUGCAGUGACUGGAGAGAGCAACCCGCCCAAGAGCAAAUGGAGGGCAUUUUUUCGCAGGUCCCCCCUGCAGAAUGAGGAGGUGGUUGUGAAGAAUAAUGUGUACGAUCAAGGAAUAGCAAGUAAUCUUUUUGAAAUUGUAUUUCCUUUAUCAGAGAGGAGGUCAUUUUUCUGUAGGAAGUCAGAGUAAGACUGCAGUCAAAAUUUGCAACUUUCAUUUUUCAAAUGCAAAAUGUAGUAUUUUAAAGCAUAAUAUAUUAAUAUAAUGCAAAUUACUUUUCUUGUUUGUGUUA
This is a messenger RNA of Elaeis guineensis (African oil palm), 1829 nucleotides long. NCBI's taxonomy places the organism in Eukaryota, Viridiplantae, Streptophyta, Magnoliopsida, Arecales, Arecaceae. The record is from RefSeq and is a predicted model, not a curated record.